CGGUGUCGAACGCAUUUGACUUUCCGUCGACGAGCGACGAGAGAAGUUGCUUUUCCAAAAAGGGAGCCAAAUUUUGGAGCCAACGUCAAAAAGGAAAGUGUGCGCUCGAAGUGACGUCACAAGCAAAGAGGAAAGCACCAACAACUUGAACGACGAGCACCAAGAGCACGACAAUGGCUCUGCUGAGGCUCAUGCGAGGGAAGAACAACACUUGCUAUUGAUUGUCUGACGAUGAAGAGCUCUCCACGUAUUGCUGUUUGCCUGUGGUGUCUCUUGCUUCUGGUGGAGCCCUUUCGACGCUGUCAUGCACUGGCAACGACCAAUCCAAACAGCGCCACCAAGAAGGGAUACCGCGUCUGCACGGCCAGUCCUUGCGGUCCCAAUGGCAGCGAACUCCUCUUGGAUGCACUCCAACGGCUCGCUACGGAUGGCACUACCUUGAAAGGAGACUACUGUCUUGGAGGUUGUUGUUCCGGUACGGUUGUCAAACCCAUUGGCAAGACGAAUUCUCAUCGAAAAAUGCUGCCAGUCAUUGCCGACCAAGAAACGGCCAUGGAGACGGCGGAAACGCUCCUCCUCGAAUUGGACGCCCUGGACGAGUCCAAAUUACAAACGCUCCGCGACAAAAUGGCAGCGGGAGAUCGGGUACUGGAGAACAGCAACGAACCAGAUAUCUGUCAAAACUGUGGUGUGGGACUGCAACUGUACAGAGGAAACUGUGCCAAAUGUGGAAAGUAUCCCUACUGAUAUGAAAAAGGCAGUAGUAGCGACCGUGCCACAGAACGUCGUGCUGUCUUGAUGACAACCAAGCCUCACUGCACUUGCCAACGAGAGGUGCAUCGCGCCACACUUCAAGGUGCAACCAAGAUACAAUGUACAUAGCAAGGUCGUUGCAGUUGCCGGGUCAGUGAAGCCAAUGCUAUACAGCUAGUAGUCAUUUUGUAACCUUGUCAGAGUGCUACUUCAAAGACAUAAAUAAGCGAAGUCAGCCAACUAGGCUUUGGUCUGGGCUCUAGCUUGUGACUAACCUUACAAAGUCAGUCGCAAUCCAGCAAAUUGUGGCCAUACGGAUAUCAAAGAAGCGGCCCUCACCGAUGUGUCUUAAUGACGAAAACUCUUUGCGCGGAAUGCCAAGAUACGGAUAGGAAACCAAUGUUUCACAGCA
Messenger RNA from Seminavis robusta, 1165 nucleotides. Lineage: Eukaryota; Bacillariophyta; Bacillariophyceae; Naviculales; Naviculaceae. The record is from the annotation of a GenBank genome assembly.